AUGGGAAACCAAUUUGGAUCAAAUUAUACAGAUUCAGAAGAGUCUAGUUCGCCUGAUCGAAUUGUUGAUGAUAUUCUAACUCCCUCAACAAGUAAGGAAUGUGGUAGUAGAAAAAGGAAGGCAAAUGAAUCGCCAACAAAUUCGGCAGAAGGAGGAACACAGAAAAAGAUAAGUAAAUUGGACACGGCAAAAUAUGUUUAUGAGAGGUUGUUUCAACAAGGAGAAGGUUCGGAUAUCACAAUUCAUGCAGUUGGAAGAGUUUGGAAUCUACAUAAAUUAUAUCUUCAACAAUGCACUUAUUUUGAAGCAUUGUUAAAUGGAAAUUGGAAAGAAUCAAAUGAUAAUGCAAUUCAUAUUGAAAUAAAUGAUGAAAAUGUUACCGAAGAAGGUUUGGAAGCUGUUCUCGCAUCUUUAUAUCAUAAUGAAAUUGAGAUUGAUUUGGAGAAAAUUGAGGGAACUUUAGCGGCAGCGAUUUUAUUAGGAUUGGAUAGUGUUGUAAAUCGAUGUGAAGAGGCAAUGAUUGAAAAUUUGGCACAUAAUAAUGUUUUGAGGUUUCAUGAUAUUUCGGAGAGAUAUGGAUUGAUUCAAGUGCAGAAAAUGGCACUUUUCAGUUUGAAAAUGUUAUUCUGGAAGUUUAUGAAAAGUCGCGAAAUGUUGAGAGAUCUUAGUGAAAGUCUUUUUAAUCGAUUAUUAAGUUCGUCGGAACUUUUUGUUGUUGAAGGAGAAAUGGAUUUAUAUCGCAUGGUUAGAGCUGUAAGUUUCUUUUUUUUUUUGAGCUGAGACACGCUCCAGCUAAGUUUAGGUCAAAUUUCCAAAUGUUUUACCCUAACCUUUCUAACCUUAAAAUCCAAAUAAAAAUCUAGGCUAUUUUUGCGACCUCAGCCCAUUUUUUUCUCAAAAAAAAUGCAAUAUUUCAGUGGAUCUUCAUACACGAAAACCCAUCAAGAAUCGAUUUAUUCGACAUGGAAGAAACCGAAUUCGACAAAAAAGCUUCAGAAUUCUCAAGAAGUGUAGCAGAACAUGAUCUAUUUCUGAAAUAUGCCUCACUUUUUAGCCCUCUUCGAAUCCAUCAUUUUCUAACAUCAAUCGCAAGUAUUCGACUGAUUGAAAAUGAUAAUUUGAUACCGAAAGAAGUCAUCUCAGCAGUUUCAGUCGAUCAAUGGAGAGCACUUUUAAGAAAUGAGGAAAAUCCCGCGCUGAUCAAUGAUUUGACAGAGGAUAAUUUUAAUUUGAAUGCGUUGAGACUUGGAAGAGUUAUUGAUUCAUUUCCGAAAUGUUGGAGAUGGACUGGCUUCAAUUUUGGAGUUGAUAUUUUAUUGCAUAUGACAAGCUAGUGAGUUUUAAGGGCAAAGAGAGAUAAUGGAAAAUCUGGAAAAUUUCAGUUCGCUUACAAUGAAAAGGAACUGCUUGAACCAAUCUACACCGUAUUCAAUAAAUUUGAAAUCUGAAAGGAAAAUUCAUUAUAGGUGAGUGUUUUUAGAGAGAAACCCCAAAAAAAAAAACUUUUUAAAACAUUUUUAAGGGUUCUUCGAAAAAUGUCUCAUGCAGACCAAUAUUUCAUUAUUAUUUCAAUCAAUAAAAAAGAUUAGGUUCCCAUCUUCCAGUCUUCUUAUAAUGAGCAUAAACUUGAGCAUUUUUUCUAUCACUCGCUUCUCGAAUCGGACAUUUUCUAGCCGAAACUCCAGAUAUUAAAAGAAAACUGACCAAAAUAUAGAACAAUUUCAUUUUUGUUUGAUUUUUUGAUAUUUACCGGGGUUCUUUUAUACAAACGUUGUGAGAAAAACUGAAUUCCAGAAAUUUUUGAGUGGGAAAAUGUCUAGGAUUUUGUACGUUUCAAAUCUCAUCGACCAAAAUUCAAAGUCAAACUCUUUUGUUUUUCAGAAUGAUGAUAGCCGACGGAAAUGGCAAAUGUUUCUAUGAUAGUCAGAAAAAAGAUGUAUCCCUCCGACCAGAUCAAGCAAUUGUUAUUACUCGAAUUCCAGACAAUGUUACCCUCCCAAUUUCAGUUCAUUUUCAAUAUUUGGCUGCUGAUCCACCACAACCUUCGUUGAUUUUUGUAAAUGAUUUUGUAAAAAGACACCAGACACAAUAA
Messenger RNA from Caenorhabditis angaria, 2092 nucleotides. The record is from the annotation of a GenBank genome assembly. Lineage: Eukaryota; Metazoa; Nematoda; Chromadorea; Rhabditida; Rhabditidae.